Ictalurus punctatus (channel catfish) is the source of this 15275-nucleotide messenger RNA. RefSeq names its product mucin-12. Bases 1 to 14277 code for a protein of 4758 amino acids. NCBI's taxonomy places the organism in Eukaryota, Metazoa, Chordata, Actinopteri, Siluriformes, Ictaluridae. The record is from RefSeq and is a predicted model, not a curated record. The transcript has 3 exons.
AUGUCACCACUUAUUUCACCAGAAUCAUCUACAGAUCAGUCAUCCACAUCUGAAUUUACAGACAAUUUAUUGACAUCUGAAUCUCCAGGAACUUUAUCCACACCAUUGUUUGCACCAUCAGCUUUUACUUUUGCAGAAUCUUCUACAGAUCAGUCAACAACAUCUAAAUCUCCAGAAACUUCAGCCGUGCAAACAGUUGGCGAAACACCAUCUACUUUCUCUGAAUUAUCUACAGAUCACUUAUCAACAACUGAAUCUCUAGUAACUUCAGCAACAGCAUUAGUUACAAUGUCAUUAUCUACUUCACCAGACUCAUCUACAGAUCACUCAACAUCUGAAUCUUCAGAAACAUCAACAAAAAUGAUUACAGAAUUUCUAUAUACUUCCCCAGAAUCAUUAACAUAUCACUCAACUGAAUUUCCAGAAACUUCAGCAACACACUCAGUUACAGCAUCACCACCUACUUCACCAGACUCAUCUACAGAUCAUUCAUCAACAAAUGAAUCUCCAGAAACUUCAGCAACACCAUCAGCUACAAUGUCGCCAUCUACUUUUCCAGAAUUAUCUACAGAUCACUUAUCAACAGUAGAAUCUCCAGAAACUUCAGCGACACAAGCAGGGACAGCAGCACCAUGUACAUCACCAGAAUCCACUACAGAUCAGUCAACAACAUCUAAAUCUCCAGAAACGUCGGCAGCACAAAGAGUUGGUGCAACACCAUUUACUUUCUCUGAAUUAUCUAUAGAUCACUUAUCAACACUUGAAUAUCCAGAAACUUCCGCAACACAAGCAGUUACAGCAUCACCAUCAACUUCACCAGAAUCAUCUACAGAUCACUCAACAUCUGAACCUUCAGAAACAUCAACACAAAUGAUUUCAGAAUCUCCAUAUUCUUCCCCACAAUCAUCAACCCAUCACUCAUCAACACCUGAAUCUCCAGAAACUUCAGCACCACAAACAUUUACAGAAUCACCAUCUACAUCACCUGAAUCACGUUUAGAUCACUCAACAUCUGAAUCUCCAAAAACAUCAACACAAACAAUUUCAGGAUCUCCAUAUACUUUCCCACAAUCAUCAACAUAUUACUCAUCAACACCUGAAUCUACAGAAAUAUCAGCAACACAAGCAGGUACAGCUGCACCAUCUACUUCACCAGAAUCCUCUACAGAUCAGUCAACAUCAUCUAAAUCUCCAGAAUCUUCAGCAGCACAAACAGCUGGUGCAACAACAUCUACUUUCUCUGAAUUAUCUAUAGAUCACUUAUCAACACUUGAAUAUCCAGAAACUUCAGCAACACAAGCAGUUACAGCAUCACCAUCAUCUUCACCAGAAUCAUCUACAGAUCACUCAACAUCUGAACCUUCAGAAACAUCAACACAAACAAUUUCUGGAUCUCCAAAUACUUCCCCACAAUCGUCAAGAUAUCAUUCAUCAGCACUUGAAUCUCUAGAAACUUCAGCACCACAAGCAUUUACAGCAUCACCAUCUACAUCACCAGAAUCAUCUACAGAUCACUCAACAUCUGAAUUUCCAGAAACAUCAACACAAAUGAUUACAGCAGUUUCAUAUACAUCCCAAGAAUCAUCAACAUAUCCCUCUUCAAGACCUGAGUCUCCAGAAACUUCAGCAGAAGAAACAGUUACUGCAUCACCAUCUACUUUCUCAGAAUUAUCUACAGAUCACUCAUCAACAAAUGAAUCUGCAGAAGCUUCAGCAACACCAUCAGUUACAAUGUCGCCAUCUACUUUCUCAGAAUUAUCUACAGAUCACUCAUCAACAAAUGAAUCUGCAGAAGCUUCAGCAACACCAUCAGUUACAAUGUCGCCAUCUACUUUUUCAGAAUUAUCUAUAGAUCACUUAUUAACAGUUGAAUCUCCAGAAACUUCAGCGAAACAAGCUGGGACAGCAGCACCAUGUACAUCACCAGAAUCCACUACAGAUCAGUCAACAACAUCUAAAUCUCCAGAAACGCCGGCAGCACAAGGAGUUGGUGCAACACCAUUUACUUUCUCUGAAUUAUCUAUAGAUCACUUAUCAACACUUGAAUAUCCAGAAACUUCAGCAACACAAGCAGUUACAGCAUCACCAUCAACUUCACCAGAAUCAUCUACAGAUCACUCAACAUCUAAACCUUCAGAAACAUCAACACAAAUGAUUUCAGAAUCUCCAUAUUCUUCCCCACAAUCAUCCACCUAUCACUCAUCAACACCUGAAUCUCCAGAAACUUCAGCACCACAAGCAUUUACAGAAUCACCAUCUACAUCACCUGAAUCACGUACAGAUCACUCAACAUCUGAAUCUCCAGAAACAUCAACACAAACCAUUUCCGGAUCUCCAAAUACUUCCCCACAAUCGUCAAGACAUCACUCAUCAACACCUGAAUCUACAGAAAUAUCAGCAACACAAGCAGGUACAGCUGCACCAUCUACUUCACCAGAAUCCUCUACAGAUCAGUCAACAACAUCUAAAUCUCCAGAAUCUUCAGCAGCACAAACAGCUGGUGCAACAACAUCUACUUUCUCUGAAUUAUCUACAGAUCACUUAUCAACAACUGAAUCUCCAGUAACUUCAGCAACACCAUUAGUUACAGCAGCACCAUCUACUUCACCUGAAUCAUCUACAGAUAACUCAACAUCUGAAUCUGCAGAAACAUCAACAAAAAUUAUUACAGAAUUUCAAUAUACCUCUUUACAUUCAACAUAUCACUCAUCAACACCUGAAUAUCCAGAAACUUCAGCAACACAAGCAGUUACAAUGUCACCACUUACUUCACCAGAAUCAUCUACAGAUCAGUCAUCCACAUCUGAAUUUACAGACAAUUUAUUGACAUCUGAAUCUCCAGGAACUUUAUCCACACCAUUGUUUGCACCAUCAGCUUUUACUUUUGCAGAAUCUUCUACAGAUCAGUCAACAACAUCUAAAUCUCCAGAAACUUCAGCCGUGCAAACAGUUGGCGAAACACCAUCUACUUUCUCUGAAUUAUCUACAGAUCACUUAUCAACAACUGAAUCUCUAGUAACUUCAGCAACAGCAUUAGUUACAAUGUCAUUAUCUACUUCACCAGACUCAUCUACAGAUCACUCAACAUCUGAAUCUUCAGAAACAUCAACAAAAAUGAUUACAGAAUUUCUAUAUACUUCCCCAGAAUCAUUAACAUAUCACUCAACUGAAUUUCCAGAAACUUCAGCAACACACUCAGUUACAGCAUCACCACCUACUUCACCAGACUCAUCUACAGAUCAUUCAUCAACAAAUGAAUCUCCAGAAACUUCAGCAACACCAUCAGCUACAAUGUCGCCAUCUACUUUUCCAGAAUUAUCUACAGAUCACUUAUCAACAGUAGAAUCUCCAGAAACUUCAGCGACACAAGCAGGGACAGCAGCACCAUGUACAUCACCAGAAUCCACUACAGAUCAGUCAACAACAUCUAAAUCUCCAGAAACGUCGGCAGCACAAAGAGUUGGUGCAACACCAUUUACUUUCUCUGAAUUAUCUAUAGAUCACUUAUCAACACUUGAAUAUCCAGAAACUUCAGCAACACAAGCAGUUACAGCAUCACCAUCAACUUCACCAGAAUCAUCUACAGAUCACUCAACAUCUGAACUUUCAGAAACAUCAACACAAAUGAUUUCAGAAUCUCCAUAUUCUUCCCCACAAUCAUCCACCUAUCACUCAUCAACACCUGAAUCUCCAGAAACUUCAGCACCACAAGCAUUUACAGAAUCACCAUCUACAUCACCUGAAUCACGUACAGAUCACUCAACAUCUGAAUCUCCAGAAACAUCAACACAAACCAUUUCCGGAUCUCCAAAUACUUCCCCACAAUCGUCAAGACAUCACUCAUCAACACCUGAAUCUACAGAAAUAUCAGCAACACAAGCAGGUACAGCUGCACCAUCUACUUCACCAGAAUCCUCUACAGAUCAGUCAACAACAUCUAAAUCUCCAGAAUCUUCAGCAGCACAAACAGCUGGUGCAACAACAUCUACUUUCUCUGAAUUAUCUACAGAUCACUUAUCAACAACUGAAUCUCCAGUAACUUCAGCAACACCAUUAGUUACAGCAGCACCAUCUACUUCACCUGAAUCAUCUACAGAUAACUCAACAUCUGAAUCUGCAGAAACAUCAACAAAAAUUAUUACAGAAUUUCAAUAUACCUCUUUACAUUCAACAUAUCACUCAUCAACACCUGAAUAUCCAGAAACUUCAGCAACACAAGCAGUUACAAUGUCACCACUUACUUCACCAGAAUCAUCUACAGAUCAGUCAUCCACAUCUGAAUUUACAGACAAUUUAUUGACAUCUGAAUCUCCAGGAACUUUAUCCACACCAUUGUUUGCACCAUCAGCUUUUACUUUUGCAGAAUCUUCUACAGAUCAGUCAACAACAUCUAAAUCUCCAGAAACUUCAGCCGUGCAAACAGUUGGCGAAACACCAUCUACUUUCUCUGAAUUAUCUACAGAUCACUUAUCAACAACUGAAUCUCUAGUAACUUCAGCAACAGCAUUAGUUACAAUGUCAUUAUCUACUUCACCAGACUCAUCUACAGAUCACUCAACAUCUGAAUCUUCAGAAACAUCAACAAAAAUGAUUACAGAAUUUCUAUAUACUUCCCCAGAAUCAUUAACAUAUCACUCAACUGAAUUUCCAGAAACUUCAGCAACACACUCAGUUACAGCAUCACCAACUACUUCACCAGACUCAUCUACAGAUCAUUCAUCAACAAAUGAAUCUCCAGAAACUUCAGCAACACCAUCAGCUACAAUGUCGCCAUCUACUUUUCCAGAAUUAUCUACAGAUCACUUAUCAACAGUAGAAUCUCCAGAAACUUCAGCGACACAAGCAGGGACAGCAGCACCAUGUACAUCACCAGAAUCCACUACAGAUCAGUCAACAACAUCUAAAUCUCCAGAAACGUCGGCAGCACAAAGAGUUGGUGCAACACCAUUUACUUUCUCUGAAUUAUCUAUAGAUCACUUAUCAACACUUGAAUAUCCAGAAACUUCCGCAACACAAGCAGUUACAGCAUCACCAUCAACUUCACCAGAAUCAUCUACAGAUCACUCAACAUCUAAACCUUCAGAAACAUCAACACAAAUGAUUUCAGAAUCUCCAUAUUCUUCCCCACAAUCAUCCACCUAUCACUCAUCAACACCUGAAUCUCCAGAAACUUCAGCACCACAAGCAUUUACAGAAUCACCAUCUACAUCACCUGAAUCACGUACAGAUCACUCAACAUCUGAAUCUCCAGAAACAUCAACACAAACCAUUUCCGGAUCUCCAAAUACUUCCCCACAAUCGUCAAGACAUCACUCAUCAACACCUGAAUCUACAGAAAUAUCAGCAACACAAGCAGGUACAGCUGCACCAUCUACUUCACCAGAAUCCUCUACAGAUCAGUCAACAACAUCUAAAUCUCCAGAAUCUUCAGCAGCACAAACAGCUGGUGCAACAACAUCUACUUUCUCUGAAUUAUCUACAGAUCACUUAUCAACAACUGAAUCUCCAGUAACUUCAGCAACACCAUUAGUUACAGCAGCACCAUCUACUUCACCUGAAUCAUCUACAGAUAACUCAACAUCUGAAUCUGCAGAAACAUCAACAAAAAUUAUUACAGAAUUUCAAUAUACCUCUUUACAUUCAACAUAUCACUCAUCAACACCUGAAUAUCCAGAAACUUCAGCAACACAAGCAGUUACAAUGUCACCACUUACUUCACCAGAAUCAUCUACAGAUCAGUCAUCCACAUCUGAAUUUACAGACAAUUUAUUGACAUCUGAAUCUCCAGGAACUUUAUCCACACCAUUGUUUGCACCAUCAGCUUUUACUUUUGCAGAAUAUUCUACAGAUCAGUCAACAACAUCUAAAUCUCCAGAAACUUCAGCCGUGCAAACAGUUGGCGAAACACCAUCUACUUUCUCUGAAUUAUCUACAGAUCACUUAUCAACAACUGAAUCUCUAGUAACUUCAGCAACAGCAUUAGUUACAAUGUCAUUAUCUACUUCACCAGACUCAUCUACAGAUCACUCAACAUCUGAAUCUUCAGAAACAUCAACAAAAAUGAUUACAGAAUUUCUAUAUACUUCCCCAGAAUCAUUAACAUAUCACUCAACUGAAUUUCCAGAAACUUCAGCAACACACUCAGUUACAGCAUCACCACCUACUUCACCAGACUCAUCUACAGAUCAUUCAUCAACAAAUGAAUCUCCAGAAACUUCAGCAACACCAUCAGCUACAAUGUCGCCAUCUACUUUUCCAGAAUUAUCUACAGAUCACUUAUCAACAGUAGAAUCUCCAGAAACUUCAGCGACACAAGCAGGGACAGCAGCACCAUGUACAUCACCAGAAUCCACUACAGAUCAGUCAACAACAUCUAAAUCUCCAGAAACGUCGGCAGCACAAAGAGUUGGUGCAACACCAUUUACUUUCUCUGAAUUAUCUAUAGAUCACUUAUCAACACUUGAAUAUCCAGAAACUUCAGCAACACAAGCAGUUACAGCAUCACCAUCAACUUCACCAGAAUCAUCUACAGAUCACUCAACAUCUGAACCUUCAGAAACAUCAACACAAAUGAUUUCAGAAUCUCCAUAUUCUUCCCCACAAUCAUCAACCCAUCACUCAUCAACACCUGAAUCUCCAGAAACUUCAGCACCACAAACAUUUACAGAAUCACCAUCUACAUCACCUGAAUCACGUUUAGAUCACUCAACAUCUGAAUCUCCAAAAACAUCAACACAAACGAUUUCAGGAUCUCCAUAUACUUUCCCACAAUCAUCAACAUAUCACUCAUCAACACCUGAAUCUACAGAAAUAUCAGCAACACAAGCAGGUACAGCUGCACCAUCUACUUCACCAGAAUCCUCUACAGAUCAGUCAACAACAUCUAAAUCUCCAGAAUCUUCAGCAGCACAAAUAGCUGGUGCAACAACAUCUACUUUCUCUGAAUUAUCUAUAGAUCACUUAUCAACACUUGAAUAUCCAGAAACUUCAGCAACACAAGCAGUUACAGCAUCACCAUCAUCUUCACCAGAAUCAUCUACAGAUCACUCAACAUCUGAACCUUCAGAAACAUCAACACAAACAAUUUCUGGAUCUCCAAAUACUUCCCCACAAUCGUCAAGAUAUCAUUCAUCAGCACUUGAAUCUCCAGAAACUUCAGCACCACAAGCAUUUACAGCAUCACCAUCUACAUCACCAGAAUCAUCUACAGAUCACUCAACAUCUGAAUUUCCAGAAACAUCAACACAAAUGAUUACAGCAGUUUCAUAUACUUCCCAAGAAUCAUCAACAUAUCCCUCUUCAAGACCUGAGUCUCCAGAAACUUCAGCAGAAGAAACAGUUACUGCAUCACCAUCUACUUUCUCAGAAUUAUCUACAGAUCACUCAUCAACAAAUGAAUCUGCAGAAGCUUCAGCAACACCAUCAGUUACAAUGUCGCCAUCUACUUUUUCAGAAUUAUCUAUAGAUCACUUAUCAACAGUUGAAUCUCCAGAAACUUCAGCGACACAAGCAGGGACAGCAGCACCAUGUACAUCACCAGAAUCCACUACAGAUCAGUCAACAACAUCUAAAUCUCCAGAAACGCCGGCAGCACAAGGAGUUGGUGCAACACCAUUUACUUUCUCUGAAUUAUCUAUAGAUCACUUAUCAACACUUGAAUAUCCAGAAACUUCAGCAACACAAGCAGUUACAGCAUCACCAUCAACUUCACCAGAAUCAUCUACAGAUCACUCAACAUCUAAACCUUCAGAAACAUCAACACAAAUGAUUUCAGAAUCUCCAUAUUCUUCCCCACAAUCAUCCACCUAUCACUCAUCAACACCUGAAUCUCCAGAAACUUCAGCACCACAAGCAUUUACAGAAUCACCAUCUACAUCACCUGAAUCACGUACAGAUCACUCAACAUCUGAAUCUCCAGAAACAUCAACACAAACCAUUUCCGGAUCUCCAAAUACUUCCCCACAAUCGUCAAGACAUCACUCAUCAACACCUGAAUCUACAGAAAUAUCAGCUACACAAGCAGGUACAGCUGCACCAUCUACUUCACCAGAAUCCUCUACAGAUCAGUCAACAACAUCUAAAUCUCCAGAAUCUUCAGCAGCACAAACAGCUGGUGCAACAACAUCUACUUUCUCUGAAUUAUCUACAGAUCACUUAUCAACAACUGAAUCUCCAGUAACUUCAGCAACACCAUUAGUUACAGCAGCACCAUCUACUUCACCUGAAUCAUCUACAGAUAACUCAACAUCUGAAUCUGCAGAAACAUCAACAAAAAUUAUUACAGAAUUUCAAUAUACCUCUUUACAUUCAACAUAUCACUCAUCAACACCUGAAUAUCCAGAAACUUCAGCAACACAAGCAGUUACAAUGUCACCACUUACUUCACCAGAAUCAUCUACAGAUCAGUCAUCCACAUCUGAAUUUACAGACAAUUUAUUGACAUCUGAAUCUCCAGGAACUUUAUCCACACCAUUGUUUGCACCAUCAGCUUUUACUUUUGCAGAAUCUUCUACAGAUCAGUCAACAACAUCUAAAUCUCCAGAAACUUCAGCCGUGCAAACAGUUGGCGAAACACCAUCUACUUUCUCUGAAUUAUCUACAGAUCACUUAUCAACAACUGAAUCUCUAGUAACUUCAGCAACAGCAUUAGUUACAAUGUCAUUAUCUACUUCACCAGACUCAUCUACAGAUCACUCAACAUCUGAAUCUUCAGAAACAUCAACAAAAAUGAUUACAGAAUUUCUAUAUACUUCCCCAGAAUCAUCAACAUAUCACUCAACUGAAUUUCCAGAAACUUCAGCAACACACUCAGUUACAGCAUCACCACCUACUUCACCAGAAUCAUCUACAGAUCACUCAUCAACAAAUGAAUCUCCAGAAACUUCAGCAACACCAUCGGCUACAAUGUCGCCAUCUACUUUUCCAGAAUUAUCUACAGAUCACUUAUCAACAGUAGAAUCUCCAGAAACUUCAGCGACACAAGCAGGGACAGCAGCACCAUGUACAUCACCAGAAUCCACUACAGAUCAGUCAACAACAUCUAAAUCUCCAGAAACGUCGGCAGCACAAAGAGUUGGUGCAACACCAUUUACUUUCUCUGAAUUAUCUAUAGAUCACUUAUCAACACUUGAAUAUCCAGAAACUUCAGCAACACAAGCAGUUACAGCAUCACCAUCAACUUCACCAGAAUCAUCUACAGAUCACUCAACAUCUGAACUUUCAGAAACAUCAACACAAAUGAUUUCAGAAUCUCCAUAUUCUUCCCCACAAUCAUCCACCUAUCACUCAUCAACACCUGAAUCUCCAGAAACUUCAGCACCACAAGCAUUUACAGAAUCACCAUCUACAUCACCUGAAUCACGUACAGAUCACUCAACAUCUGAAUCUCCAGAAACAUCAACACAAACCAUUUCCGGAUCUCCAAAUACUUCCCCACAAUCGUCAAGACAUCACUCAUCAACACCUGAAUCUACAGAAAUAUCAGCAACACAAGCAGGUACAGCUGCACCAUCUACUUCACCAGAAUCCUCUACAGAUCAGUCAACAACAUCUAAAUCUCCAGAAUCUUCAGCAGCACAAACAGCUGGUGCAACAACAUCUACUUUCUCUGAAUUAUCUACAGAUCACUUAUCAACAACUGAAUCUCCAGUAACUUCAGCAACACCAUUAGUUACAGCAGCACCAUCUACUUCACCUGAAUCAUCUACAGAUAACUCAACAUCUGAAUCUGCAGAAACAUCAACAAAAAUUAUUACAGAAUUUCAAUAUACCUCUUUACAUUCAACAUAUCACUCAUCAACACCUGAAUAUCCAGAAACUUCAGCAACACAAGCAGUUACAAUGUCACCACUUACUUCACCAGAAUCAUCUACAGAUCAGUCAUCCACAUCUGAAUUUACAGACAAUUUAUUGACAUCUGAAUCUCCAGGAACUUUAUCCACACCAUUGUUUGCACCAUCAGCUUUUACUUUUGCAGAAUCUUCUACAGAUCAGUCAACAACAUCUAAAUCUCCAGAAACUUCAGCCGUGCAAACAGUUGGCGAAACACCAUCUACUUUCUCUGAAUUAUCUACAGAUCACUUAUCAACAACUGAAUCUCUAGUAACUUCAGCAACAGCAUUAGUUACAAUGUCAUUAUCUACUUCACCAGACUCAUCUACAGAUCACUCAACAUCUGAAUCUUCAGAAACAUCAACAAAAAUGAUUACAGAAUUUCUAUAUACUUCCCCAGAAUCAUCAACAUAUCACUCAACUGAAUUUCCAGAAACUUCAGCAACACACUCAGUUACAGCAUCACCACCUACUUCACCAGAAUCAUCUACAGAUCACUCAUCAACAAAUGAAUCUCCAGAAACUUCAGCAACACCAUCGGCUACAAUGUCGCCAUCUACUUUUCCAGAAUUAUCUACAGAUCACUUAUCAACAGUAGAAUCUCCAGAAACUUCAGCGACACAAGCAGGGACAGCAGCACCAUGUACAUCACCAGAAUCCACUACAGAUCAGUCAACAACAUCUAAAUCUCCAGAAACGUCGGCAGCACAAAGAGUUGGUGCAACACCAUUUACUUUCUCUGAAUUAUCUAUAGAUCACUUAUCAACACUUGAAUAUCCAGAAACUUCAGCAACACAAGCAGUUACAGCAUCACCAUCAACUUCACCAGAAUCAUCUACAGAUCACUCAACAUCUGAACUUUCAGAAACAUCAACACAAAUGAUUUCAGAAUCUCCAUAUUCUUCCCCACAAUCAUCAACCCAUCACUCAUCAACACCUGAAUCUCCAGAAACUUCAGCACCACAAACAUUUACAGAAUCACCAUCUACAUCACCUGAAUCACGUUUAGAUCACUCAACAUCUGAAUCUCCAAAAACAUCAACACAAACGAUUUCAGGAUCUCCAUAUACUUUCCCACAAUCAUCAACAUAUCACUCAUCAACACCUGAAUCUACAGAAAUAUCAGCAACACAAGCAGGUACAGCUGCACCAUCUACUUCACCAGAAUCCUCUACAGAUCAGUCAACAACAUCUAAAUCUCCAGAAUCUUCAGUAGCACAAACGGCUGGUGCAACAACAUCUACUUUCUCUGAAUUAUCUAUAGAUCACUUAUCAACACUUGAAUAUCCAGAAACUUCAGCAACACAAGCAGUUACAGCAUCACCAUCAUCUUCACCAGAAUCAUCUACAGAUCACUCAACAUCUGAACCUUCAGAAACAUCAACACAAACAAUUUCUGGAUCUCCAAAUACUUCCCCACAAUCGUCAAGAUAUCAUUCAUCAGCACUUGAAUCUCCAGAAACUUCAGCACCACAAGCAUUUACAGCAUCACCAUCUACAUCACCAGAAUCAUCUACAGAUCACUCAACAUCUGAAUUUCCAGAAACAUCAACACAAAUGAUUACAGCAGUUUCAUAUACUUCCCAAGAAUCAUCAACAUAUCCCUCUUCAAGACCUGAGUCUCCAGAAACUUCAGUAACACAAGCAGUUACAGCAUCACCAUCAACUUCACCAGAAUCAUCUACAGAUCACUCAACAUCUGAAUCUUCAGAAACAUCAACACAAGUGAUUUCAGCAUCUCCAUAUACCUCUUUACAUUCAACGUAUCACUCAUCAACUCCUGAAUAUCCAGAAACUUCAGCAACACAAGCAGUUACAAUGUCACCACUUACUUCACCAGAAUCAUCUACAGAUCAGUCAUCCACAUCUGAAUUUACAGACAAUUUAUUGACAUCUGAAUCUCCAGGAACUUUAUUCACACCAUUGUUUGCACCAUCAGCUUUUACUUUUGCAGAAUUAUCUACAGAUCAGUCAACAUCUAAAUCUCCAGAAACUUCAGGAACACAAGCAGUUAGUGGAUCACCAUCUACUUUCUCAGAAUUAUCUACAGAUCACUCACCAACCACUGAAUCUCCAGUAACUUCAGCAACACAAGCAGUUACAAUGUCACCAUCUACUUCAACAGAAUCCUAUACAGAUCAGUCAUCAACAUCUGAAUAUCUAGAAUGUUUAUCAACACCAUUGGCUACAGUAUCACAUGUUGUUUCACCAGAAUCAUCUCCAGAUCACUCAACAUCUGAAUCCCCAGAAACGUCAACACAAACAAUUACAGAAUUUCCAUAUACUUCCCCGGAAUCAUCAACAUAUCACUCACCAACAACGGAAUCUCUAGAAACUUCAGCAACACCAUCAGUUACAGCAUCCCUUUAUACUUCCCCAGAAUCUUCUACAGAUCAGUCAUCAACACCUAAAUCUCCCGGAAAUUUAUCAGCACCAUCGGUUAUAGCAUCUAUCGUUCCAGAAUCUUCUACAGAUUUGACCUUGACAUCUUCAGCAAUAAAAGUGAAAACCACUGUAGACUAUCAGUCAACACCGAGAGCUUUCUCUUCAUCAUAUGCAACACAAGAAUCAAGUGUAACAUUUUCAAGUCCAUUAUUUCCAUCUGUACUUUCACCUGCUUCACAAACACCAUCUACCACUGAAAUAUCACCUCCAACUUUAUCAGAUCUGCCCUCAACAUUUGCAUUACUACAAUCAACAGUUAAAAUUUCACCUGCUACAGAUUCACCAUCUCCAGCUCCAACUAUAGCUGUAAUAUCCAUAUCUUCAACUCCCUCCUUUCUAUCAACAAGUAUAGCUCAAUUUACUCCAACCACAUCUUCAACAACCAUUUUUUCACCAACAACUUCUAUUCCAUCAGUAAUUACACUAACAACCACCCCUCCAAGAACAACAACUAGUAAAAAUACCAAAUCAACCACAAUAACCACCCAUCCAAUCACAACAGCACUUACAAUACCAAUAACCAAAACAAAUAACACACUAACCUCCACAGUUCCAGCAACUACCACUAAAAAAAAAAACACAACCACAUUUCCCUCAAGUACCACCACAACACCUUCUGUUUUUGUAGCAUCUACAGCUCCACACUCAACAUCUGUAGCUCCAGCAACAACAGCCACAUCUCCAACAAUAAUGGCCACCAUAAUCAAUGGUCUGAGAACAACUACAACUAUCACAUCCAUCUCUCCAACAACAGCUACCUCUCCAACAACACCCACAACUCUUACAAAUACAGCAAACCCCACCACAACCACUAGUCCAACAAUGCCCCUAAACCUAAUAACUGCAUCUCCAAAAACAACUUCAACCUCUUCUACAGCAACAACUAGCACAUCCAUUUCUUCUACAACCACCUUUCCAACAACACCAACAACAAAUCCAAAUACCACAGCCACCAUCACAACCACUGGUCCAAAAACUAUGACUAUCACAAACAUCUCUCCAACAACACCCAUAACUCCUCCGAACACAGAAACCACCACAACCACUAGUCCAGCAAUGGCAACUCCAACAACAACCAGCAAAACCAUUUCUCUAACCUUCUCUGCAACAACACCCACAAUUCCCACAAGAAUAAAAAGAACAACCACCAUCACAUACACUAAUCCAAUAAUGCCCAUACACAUCAUAUCCACCUCUCCAAAAACAAGUCCUUCAAUAACAACCAGUACAACUGUUUCUCCAGCAACCAUUUCUACAACACCAAUAACUCCUCCAGGUACAGUAAUGUCUCCCACAACCACUAGUCCAACAAUGCCAAUAAACAUCAUAACCACCUCUCCAAAAACAACAACUCCUUAUACAACAAUCAGCACAAUCAUUUCUGCAACAACCACUUCUGCAACAAUACCAACAAGUAAUCCAAAUACAACAACUAUCAUCACAACCGCUGGACUGACAACACCUACAUAUAUCACAACCAUCUCUCCAACAACAGCUACCUCUCGAACAACACCCAUAACUCCACCAAAUAUAGCAACCACCACCACAACGACUAGUCUAACAACACCCAUAAACCUAAUAAAUGCCAGUCUAAAAACUAUAGAAGCAACCGGCACAACCAUAUCUCUAGCAACCACCUCUACAACAACUUCUCUAAAUAUAACUACCACCACAACUACUCCAACAAACAUAACCACCUUUCUAAAAACACUUACAACUCCUUCAACAACAACCAGCAAAAGCACAGUUCCAGAAACAACUAUAACCCCUCCAACAACCACCAACAAAACCACCUCUCCACGAACAAUUCAACCACCAACAGCUCCACCAUCAACAAACUCUACAGCAUUUGCUCAAGCAGUGGUUAGGAUGCUAUCUGUCACUGAACUAAGCAAUGACAAAAUCAUUAUCUAUAUAGAGGAGUUUUCCAGACUCAUCCAGGCUAAGGUUAAUGGAAACAUUAAGAUUACAGUGAAGAAGAUUCAAAAAGUGACACCUUAAGCAUCACCUUUGGCGAGCAAGUAUUGAACAAUUCUCAUUUCCAUAAAUGAUUGAUGCCAGUCGAAGUUCUGCCAUCUUUUAAUUGUGGAGGUCAUAUGACCAUUAUUUGUCAGCAUUUUUGAAAGGUUAGUUUUUCCCUCAUAUACACUACAACACAAAAAACCUUCAUUUUCAGACAUAUUCCCUUUUGGAGAGCAGUCACAAAAAGAUGCACUUUGGUUGCUAAAAAUGCUGUUUUAUUGCUGAUGGGAAAGCAAAGCAGAUGAGAAAAGAUUUGUGCUUUCAAAUUUAAAAUUUACUGUGUGGACUUGACCUAAAUUGUAAAAAAAAAAAAAAAAAAAAAAAAAAAAAAAAUUGGGUUAAAAUCCUAAACUUAACAAUAAUUUAUAGUACCCCAAGCCACUACAUUUGACCCCUGCAUGAUUUUGGAUGUACAAGUCAGUAUUCAAAUAAUGCAGGAAGCCGAUAUCUGCAUGAUUUUUCAUUUCAGUGAUUUUAUACCAAAAUCAAAUGAUGUAUAGUAUCAUGAAUGUAUUACCGGGCAUAACACUGCUAUAUGUCACUAUGUCAGUGCAAAUGCACCAUAUUAUCAACUCAGGAUGUCAACUGAUUCAUUAUAGUAACUUUCGCCAAAUAUGUAAGCAUAGUUGUGUUCUGUUAAUAUGAUUCUGUACUGAUAUAAUUUAAAUUCCUGCUGUGUCACACAUAGUAGUCGACUAUGCAAUGUUAUCACAAUAUACAUAUAUAUAUAUAUAUAUAUAUAUAUAUAUAUAUAUAUAUAUAUAUAUAUAUAUAUAUAUAUAUAUAAUAUAUUCUGCAGUGCCAUUAUUCUGUUGGUCAUUACAGUGCCAUUAAAUUAAUAGAAAUAGGUGAAAAACACUCACUCUACAUCAUAGCAAAAAUGCUCUCUCAUACAUCUUACAAAGAGCUUGUAUGUUUGUAACUGAAUAAAAUACCUAUUUAUGUUUUUCUCUAAUAAACCAUGUUUUGACCAUUGA